AGUGUCAAUUAACACAGAAACUGGGACAUUAAAAGCUUUCAUUAUCUGCCCUAUUUGCAUGGAGGAAGAGGCACGUGACCCAACACUAACUGUGUAUAAAUCAAGAGAGAGAUGGAUCAUAGAAAACUACAGGAGGCAUAUUGUCUCAAAACACAGUAUAAAGACAACAAUUCAACCCAAGCAGACUCUGAAGCAUCAUUUUUCACCUGUGAGAUGUUUUUUAGAUGAGGAGACGUCCAACACUCAAGGAAGUCAAAAUACCCCUGCCUUUAACCGUGGUUCUGAAGAAGCAUGCUCUGGUUUAGAACACUUCGAUGCCACGCAAUCUGAUUCGUCAAAACCAGUUACAGAAACCAAUGCUCUCAAUACCUCGCAAUCUGUUGCUGCAAUGAGCGCUGUAUCUCCAGUCUCUUCUGUAGGUCUUGUGGCAGAUUACAGUCUAUCAGACUCGGAAGAAGAGAUAUCACCACCCAUUAAAAAGAAACGAGUGGAUUUUCUGGACGAUAGCUAUGAUUCAAUUGUAAAUGAACAGAAUGAGGAUGACCCAAAACCAGGACAAGAACAAAAUUUUCUCUAA
Molecule: messenger RNA, 577 nt
Organism: Frankliniella occidentalis (western flower thrips)
Lineage: Eukaryota; Metazoa; Arthropoda; Insecta; Thysanoptera; Thripidae
Exons: 3
Coding region: 59-577 (172 amino acids)
Source: RefSeq, a predicted model, not a curated record